AUGCGCGCUGACGUCGCGGAGAGACUCUUGGCCCGAGCUUUCGGAUACUACAGCGGGGUUGUCAUCGCAUGUCCAUUACCCUUCAUUAUCACACCAGUUCUCGUCACAAUAGGACUUUCAACUGGCCUGCAAUGGUAUACACAGGCGUUGGUAAAGGAUGAGAUCGAUCUCUACACGCCAACAAAUGCUCGAGUCAGAGCUGAAAUUAAGCAACUUGACGCUCUCUUCCACAUCAACGACACGGACCCAUUCUACGCCACUAGAAGAUACGACGUGAGACGAACUGGUUACAUCAUCAUAACUCAUCGUGAUGAGGACCAGGGCAUCAUGAAUCCGCUAGUCAUGCAAUCUGCCAUGCAGCUCUGGAGCAUCGUACAGUCGCUAACUGUGGAGGACCAGGACCGACGAAUCAACUACCCAGGAAUUUGCGUAAAGUUUCCCAUUCCGGAAGAGUUAAGCGGCGCUCUACACAUGUUCUUCGGUCCUAACGUCACCACGCCUGAGCGGAUCUGUCUGUCGAAUCCGUUGGUGGAAAUUGUCAAGCUCAUGCUGCUGUCGGACUUCUCGUUCCUGAAUCAAACACGGAGCGAGUUGAUCCUAGAGGAGGUAUUCAACGCUAUUCUACCUGAUGCCGACAGGGCCACUCAUUUUUUCGGAGGUGUGACAAUCGACGAUGAGAAGCGCGUCGUAGGUGCGAAGGCGAUGAAGCUACCGUACGCAUUACGACAUUUCUCUCAAGACGACGAAUGGCUAGCACGGCAGUGGGAACUAAGGCUGUCCGAUUUUCUAUUGCACUACUAUUCACCUGUCAUUCGUGUCAACUGGUGGACGUACGAAACAAUUUCCGCUGAGACUUCAAAAGAUCUUAAUAAGUUAAUCAGUAUGAUUGGUCCGUGCUUCGCUGUCGUGACGGUGUUCACCAUCGCCACAUGCUGUGUUUGGUCGUGGAGAAGAUCGCGCCCGUGGCUUGCCCUCGCUGGAGUGUUUUCUGCCGCCUUGGCUAUUAUGUCGGGAAUCGGACUGCUUCUACUGGUCGGUUUUGGAAUGACCAGUGUCGCAUAUUCAGUGCCGUUCAUUAUACUCUCUGUUGGUGUCGACAACGUUUUCAUACUUUUGUCUGCUUGGCGUUCAACUCCUUCUCAGGCGUCACUUGAGCAGCGCAUGAAGAAGACAUUUGCGGACGCGGGAGUCUCCAUUACCGUCACUUCACUGACCGACAUCAUCUCAUUCGGUGUUGGAUGCACCACUCCAUUUCCGAGUGUGCAGAUGUUCUGCACCUACGCGCUGACGGCUAUGGUGUUUACCUACGUCUACCAGCUCACAUUCCUCGCCGGAAUUAUGGUGUACACAAACAGAAGAGAAAUGGACGGUCGACAUUGCCUCACAUUCCGCAAAAUAAAAAACAAAGCAAACCAACCUAAGGAGGCCAACAAGGACCGCAGUUUCGAGAAGAACCACGCACUAUCGCAGUUCUUUCGCAGCACCUAUGCAGAUUGUUUAGUGAAUCCUUUCGUACGCGUACUCGUCAUUGUUGCAUUCCUCUCUUAUCUGGUUAUCGCCAUCUGGGGUUGCACAAAAGUGAAACUCGGUCUCGAAUUUGACGAGCUACUACCCGAACACUCCUACGGGAAAGAAACUCUACGAUUAACCGAAAAAUAUUUCCCUGACCACGGUAGCAGCAUGCACGUGUGGAUGUACAAUCUGUCAAAAAUAGAUGUCAGUCCAGAGAGAUUAUGGGUGCUACUCAGCAAAGAAAUCGAACUGUACGAGCACACCGAGUUCACUGGCGGAGCUGAUUCAUGGCAAUCCGGCCUGUUGAUUACCGAGGAAAACUUCGUCCACCUAAUCAAAAAUGCCUUCUUAGUACGACCGCAGUUUGAAAGAUACCGACGUGACGUAGUUUUCGACGCGAGUGGUUCUAUGUUGGAUGCGUCGCGUGUUACUAUACAACUGCGAGAGAUUGGUUGCGGGAAUCGGAGCCGGGCAAUGCAGUUUUUCAGAAAACUCGCAGAUAUCAGCGAGUUCCCUACAGGAGUCUAUUCGGAUUUCUUCCAGAUUGCAGAGCAGUCUAACGCGAUCUUGCCAGGAACACUGUCUUCAAUAGCAUAUGCAAGCACGGCCGUAAUUGUGGUCUCUCUUCUUCUCAUCCCGGAACCAGUGAUUAGCUUAUGGGUAUCGUUUUCAAUCUUAUCAAUCAACAUUGGCAUUCUUGGCUUCAUGACUUUAUGGAAUGUUCGUCUGGACUUUGUCAGUAUGGUGACGAUUAUAAUGUCUAUCGGAUUUUGCGUUGACUUCGCUGGUCACCUGGCCUACAGUUUCGCCAAGGGACGAAGUCAUUCGGUGUCCGAACGUAUGCGAAAUGCUCUUUAUACCGUAGGAGCACCAAUAUUGCAAAGCGCAACUUCCACCCUGCUCGGUGUUAUUUUUCUCGCCUCUGCCGAGUCAUACAUGUUCAAAAGCUUUUUGAAAACGAUUUCGCUUGUCAUCCUAUUAGGUGAGCAAGAAGGAUAUCGUACGACGUCAUCGCACUCACCGAAACGGGACGACGCGACUCAUUCGUCGCCGUAUAUGACACCGGAGAAGAGCUGCUGCUCGGAACACGCGACAGUAGAGGAGUCGGCGGCGUCGGCUUUCGCGUCAACACGAGUUUCUCCAUGA
Molecule: messenger RNA, 2658 nt
Organism: Angiostrongylus costaricensis
Lineage: Eukaryota; Metazoa; Nematoda; Chromadorea; Rhabditida; Metastrongylidae
Source: the annotation of a GenBank genome assembly